This is a messenger RNA of Tarenaya hassleriana, 6114 nucleotides long. RefSeq names its product protein CHROMATIN REMODELING 5. Gene Ontology annotation, molecular function: histone binding; chromatin binding; DNA binding. The transcript has 31 exons. The record is from RefSeq and is a predicted model, not a curated record. The coding region runs from base 406 to 5646 and encodes 1746 amino acids. Gene Ontology annotation, cellular component: chromatin; nucleus. NCBI's taxonomy places the organism in Eukaryota, Viridiplantae, Streptophyta, Magnoliopsida, Brassicales, Cleomaceae. Gene Ontology annotation, biological process: regulation of transcription by RNA polymerase II; nucleosome organization.
CUCUCUAGAAAAUAUACCCUUUCUUUCUCUCACUAGAAUCUCUCUCUCUCUCCCUUUCCGGGUCUCGCAGCCGACGAUUCAUCCAAAUUCGGGUCGAGUCGUCGUCUUCAAAACCUUGUUAAUCUCGUCUUCCGACGAAUUUCUCCCCGCCAUCUCCCGAAUUUUGAGUCCGGAAUCGGAUUCGACUCGGAAAAUCUCCGAAACGUGAGAGCGGAAACAAAAAACAAGAGAAACGAACAGACACGUACCGGUUUCUGUUUUCCCGGCGUCGGAGAUAGAUUAUCUGGAGAGAUUCCAGGAGUCGUAUUGAGAGACCAGUGGAGAAGAUAUCAGUUGGCAUUGACGAACAAACUUAUUGAGUUGGAGCUCUAGUACUUAGAUAAGUUGCUCGCUUCAUGUGAGAAGAUGGCUUUCUUUAGGAACUACUCAAAUGAUGCUGUUUCACGUAGUGUUCUUGAUGACAAAGAGGAACAGGAGAAUGCUGCUACAUUUCAGAGGUCAGCUGUGAAUGAAGAUGUAGAUGGUACUUACAGUGAUAGGGGUUUUGACAUAAACAUGGAUGUGCAGUAUCAAAGUGAUGCAGAACCAGAGUGUAGUGAUAGGUUGCAAAAUGGCGCAACAUCUGAUAAUGUUGUUGGUUAUGCGGAUCCUAGUUUUCAAGCCUCAGGAAGAAGAACGGGUGUAUCUGGAAAAUGGGGUUCAACAUUUUGGAAGGACUGCCAGCCUAUGGGACAGAGAGGUGGCUCUGAUUCUGGCCACGAUUCACAAUCUGAUUACAAAGAUGUUGACCAUUCUGAAGAUAAUCUCUCAAACGAAUUGAAUGAUAGAUUAGAAUCUGAAAAUGAGGAGCACAAAGUAGUGGACAAGCAUCAGAGGGGUCAAACUGAUGUUCCAGCUGAUGAGAUGCUGUCUGAUGAAUAUUACGAACAAGAUGAAGAACAUCAAAGCGAUCCUGUGCACUACAAAGGCUACAACCACCCUAUGAAUUCUAGAUCACUGCUGAAGCCAGCAGCCGCUAAUAAUAGCAAGUCAAGGGCCUCAAGGGCUGUACACAGAAACAUUAAUGAUGAUGACGAUGAUGACUUUGGCAACAAUGAUGAUGCAGAUGCCGAUUACGAAGAGGAGGAAGAUGAGGAUGACCCUGAGGAUGCUGACUUUGAGCCUGAUGAUACUGUACCAGGUGCUAUCGCAAAGAAAAAGCAAGACCAAGAUUGGGAAGGUUCCGGCGAAGAUGAUGAGAGCGAUGAAGAUGUCGAUGUCUCAGAUGAGGACGAUUAUUAUGAUACGAAUAAAUCUAAGAUUAGACAGCAAACGAAAGGCUCUCGUAGAUUAAGUUCUGGUCGUGAACAAAAAUCGUCUCAAGCUCCUAGUCGGCAAAAGAAGAAACCACUAUAUGAAGAGGACUACUCAGCAGAGGACUUUGAUGACAAUAGUGAUGAGGAUUUUAAAAGUAUUACCAGAAGAGGCACAGUUCUACGAAAAGCCAAUGGAAGGUCCACAGGCAAUUUAGGACACAGUAGUGAAGUCCGCACCUCAACCAGAUCAGUUCGUAAAGUAUCUUAUGUGGAGAGUGAGGACAGCGAAGAUGAAGAUGGUGGGAAGAAGAAAAAGACCCAAAAGGAUGAGAUUGAAGAGGAAGAUGGGGACGCCAUUGAAAAGGUGCUGUGGCAUCAGCCGAAGGGCAUGGCUGAAGAGGCCCGAAUCAAUGACAAAUCAACAGAACCUGUUCUGAUGAGCCAACUGUUCGAGUCUGAACCACAUUGGAAUGAGAUUGAGUUUUUAAUAAAAUGGAAAGGCCAAUCCCAUUUGCAUUGCCAGUGGAAAUCAUUGGCUGAUCUCCAAAAUCUUAGUGGCUUCAAGAAGGUUCUCAAUUACACAAAGAAAGUGAUGGAAGAUAUUAGAUACCGGAGGGCUCUCUCACGCGAGGAGAUUGAGGUCAACGACGUGAGUAAAGAAAUGGACUUGGAUAUCAUUAAGCAGAACAGUCAGGUAGAAAGAGUAGUUGCAGAUCGAAUAAGUAAAGAUGGUUCGGGUGAUGUAGUGCCAGAGUAUUUAGUGAAGUGGCAAGGGCUUUCAUAUGCUGAAGCUACCUGGGAGAGAGACGUGGACAUAGCAUUUGCCCAAGAUGCUAUUGAUGAGUACAAGGCCCGUGAGGCUGCGAUUGCUGUGCAAGGGAAGUUAGUGGAACAACAGCGGAAGAAAGGAAAAGCAAGUUUGCGAAAGCUUGAAGAACAGCCCGAGUGGUUAAGGGGAGGGAAACUUCGGGACUAUCAGCUCGAGGGCUUGAAUUUUCUAGUCAACAGCUGGCUUAAUGAUACUAAUGUCAUUUUAGCCGACGAAAUGGGUCUAGGGAAAACUGUUCAGUCUGUUUCAAUGCUUGGUUUUUUGCAGAAUGCUCAACAAAUUUCAGGUCCAUUUCUUGUUGUCGUACCAUUGUCAACGUUAGCUAAUUGGGCUAAAGAAUUCAGAAAGUGGCUUCCUGAUAUGAAUAUAAUAGUAUAUGUUGGCACUCGAGCAAGUCGAGAGGUCUGUCAGCAAUACGAAUUCUACAAUGAUAAGAAGGUUGGCAGGCCCAUAAAGUUCAAUGCCUUGUUGACUACGUAUGAAGUGGUUCUGAAGGACAAAGCUGUUCUUUCCAAGAUUAAGUGGUGUUACUUGAUGGUUGAUGAAGCACAUAGAUUGAAAAAUUGCGAGGCGCAGCUCUAUACAACCCUUUUGGAAUUCAGCACCAAGAACAAGUUGCUUAUUACUGGUACUCCUCUGCAGAACAGUGUUGAAGAGUUGUGGGCUCUGCUCCACUUCCUUGAUCCUGACAAGUUUAAGAAUAAGGAUGAGUUUGUUCAAAACUAUAAGAACCUUAGCUCAUUUAACGAGAAUGAGCUUGCCAAUCUCCAUAAGGAAUUGAGGCCACAUAUUCUCCGACGAGUGAUCAAGGAUGUUGAGAAGUCUUUGCCCCCAAAAAUUGAGCGCAUCCUAAGGGUUGAGAUGUCUCCUCUACAGAAGCAGUACUAUAAGUGGAUACUAGAAAGAAACUUCCAUGAUUUGAAUAAAGGAGUUCGUGGCAACCAGGUUUCACUUUUAAACAUCGUGGUGGAGUUGAAGAAGUGCUGCAAUCAUCCUUUUCUAUUUGAAAGUGCAGACCAUGGGUAUGGUGGGGACAUAAAUGAUGGCACUAAACUGGAGAGAAUAAUAUUAAGCAGCGGGAAGCUAGUUAUUCUAGACAAGCUACUUGUCAAAUUGCGUGAGACUAAACACCGUGUUCUUAUUUUUUCACAGAUGGUAAGAAUGCUAGAUAUACUGGCAGAAUAUUUGUCGCUAAGAGGGUUCCAGUUUCAGAGACUGGAUGGUAGUACUAAGGCUGAGCUGCGUCAGCAAGCAAUGGAUCAUUUCAAUGCACCUGGUAGUGAUGAUUUCUGCUUUCUUCUCUCAACUCGAGCUGGUGGGCUGGGCAUCAAUCUCGCUACUGCUGAUACAGUCAUUAUAUUUGAUUCUGAUUGGAACCCACAGAAUGACCUACAGGCAAUGAGUCGAGCUCAUAGAAUUGGGCAACAAGAUGUUGUUAACAUCUAUAGAUUUGUCACGAGCAAAAGCGUUGAGGAAGACAUAUUGGAGCGUGCUAAGAGGAAAAUGGUUCUUGAUCAUCUGGUCAUUCAAAAGUUAAAUGCGGAGGGUCGGCUGGAGAAGAAAGAAACUAAAAAAGGAAGUUUGUUUGACAAGAAUGAGCUUUCUGCAAUUUUGAGAUUUGGAGCAGAGGAACUUUUCAAAGAGGAAAAAAAUGACGAAGAAAGCAAAAAACAGCUGUUGGGUAUGGAUAUUGAUGAAAUUCUUGAGAGGGCGGAGAAAGUGGAGGAGAAAGAUGCCGAUGAGGCAGGACAUGAAUUGUUGAAUGCUUUUAAGGUCGCCAAUAUUUGUAGUGCGGAAGACGAUGGGUCUUUCUGGAGUCGGUGGAUAAAACCUGAUGCUGUAGCUCAUGCUGAAGAAGCUCUCGCACCUCGAGCUGCCAGGAGUACUAAGAGCUAUGUGGAGCCUAAUCAGCCAGAUAGGGCUAGUAAAAGAAAAAAGAAAGGAUCUGAGCCUCUGGAACAAUCGGAGAGAGGCCAGAAGCGCAGGAAAGCUGAAUAUUCUGCUCUGUCAACUCCAAUGUUAGAAGGGGCCUCAGUUCAAGUCAGAGGCUGGUCAUACGGAAAUCUGCCUAAGAGAGAUGCACAACGCUUUUACCGUGCAGUCAUGAAGUUUGGGAACCAAAACCAAAUUCCCUUGAUUGCAGAAGAGGUGGGUGGUGUAGUUGGAGCAGCGCCAGAGGAAGCACAAGUUGAGCUAUUUGAUUCUUUAAUAGAUGGUUGUCGAGAAUCUGUUGAAUCAGGGAGUUUUGAACCAAAGCAGGGCCCUGUGUUGGAUUUCUUUGGCGUGGCAGUGAAGGCAAGUGAACUUCUAACACGUGUGGAAGGACUACAGCUCCUCGCAAAGCGGAUUAGUCGAUAUGAAGAUCCCAUAACGCAAUUCCGGGUGUUGUCAUACCUUAAACCUUCGAAUUGGUCCAAGGGUUGCGGUUGGAAUCAGAUCGAUGACGCGAGAUUGCUUCUGGGAAUAUAUUAUCAUGGGUUCGGAAACUGGGAAAAGAUAAGGUUAGAUGAAAGCCUAGGACUUACUAAGAAGAUCGCUCCAGUCGAACUUCAACACCAUGAGACCUUUCUACCUCGGGCGCCAAAUUUAAAGGAGAGGGCUAAUGCACUUCUGGAAAUGGAACUUGCUGCUGCUGGGGGGAAGAAUACGAAUGCUAAAGCAAUCCGUAAAACUUCUAAAAAGGCUAAAGAUAAUACUGUUAAUCAAUCUACAUUAUCUGCAAGAGAUAGAAGAGGGAAAGCCGGUUCUACCAAUGUCAGUUUGAGGGCUACCAGAGACAGACCUCGGAGAGCCCAAAAAGCUGAGCCUAUAGCAAAGGAGGAAGGAGAGAUGUCUGACGAUGAAGAAGUGUAUGAACAGUUUAAGGAACAGAAAUGGAUGGAAUGGUGUGAAGAUGUGAUGGCCGAGGAAAUUAAAACAUUGGGACGCCUUCAAAAACUGCAAACCACGAGCGCCAAUCUUCCAAAGGAAAAGGUGCUUUCCAAAAUCCGGAGUUAUUUGCAAAUCAUUGGACGAAGGAUAGACGAAAUUGUCUUCGAGCAUGAAGAGGAUUUAUACAAGCGAGAUAGAAUGGCGACGAGACUGUGGAACUACGUUUCCACCUUCUCAAAUCUCUCCGGGGAAAGACUCCAUCAGAUCUACUCCAAACUGAAGCAGGAACAAGAUGAGGAGGGAGGCGUUGGACCGUCACACAUCAAUGGUUCAUCGGCUGGUUACAUUAGCAGAGAUGGUCACAUCCCUCCUUAUUCUCGGCACUUCCAGCGGCAACGAGGAUACAAAAACACACCUAAUAUCCAAGCUCAGCCCCACAUCCCGAAGGGCAUUGACCCGGCCAAGUUUGAAGCAUGGAAACGGAGAAGAACGGAUUCCGAUGUUCAGUCAACUGUUAAGCCACUGUCUCAGCGACCACAAGUAGCCGACCCUAACUCGCUGGGCAUACUCGGCCCGGGGCCGUCAGAUACUAGAAGAUACUCCAACGAGAGAACCUUCCGGAUGCGUCAGACUGGCUUUCCUCCAAGAUAAGUUUACUCUGUUCUCAUAGCCCAUGCCAUUUCUUCUAGUAUUUGUGCCCUACGCCAGACGAAAACUCGAUUAGGUCGUUCAUUCUGGCGUCUUGAGAUCUCUACGGCCUAAAAUUACCCGGGAAAUUCUUUUUUCGUGAUGACGAUAAAUUCGAAGAUGAGAGCAAAGCUUCCCGUCUCUGCGGCUCGAUAUUGGAAGUUGCCGUUAUCAGUUUCAGCAUAAGGACAAUAAUAUCUAUACAUCUUCAAGAAAAUGUCUUUUUUGUCUUCCUUUUUCUUCUGUCACUUGUGUCCUUUGCCAAAGGGUUCACAGGCGAUUUUAGGUAAAUAGCAGCUGGAUGUGGCAGAGAGAAAUAUGGGCCGUAGAACCUCCAUUGCUAUAUUACUCUGUUGAGCUCCCAUAGCGCAAAAAAAAAACAUUGUACAUUAUCAGUUUUGUUAAUUUCAAUCUUUUGUAGUCGAUUUCCCU